AUGGACGAAGCAACUAACGAAAAUGGUACCAACAGUAACAACUUGCUAGACGAUUCGGCUUUACUUGGAAUUGAUGAACCGUUGAAGCUUAAAACUAGGAAAAAGAUUGCCAGGAUCGAUGAAGAGAGACUCUUGCAUAACCCUCGAGGAUUGCCAUACUUGAUAAAGAAUCAACGAAGAUUACUUCGAAUUAUUGACAAACAUGACAAGGAAUUUUACAAACAAGAGAAGGAGAAAAUUUCCAUCCAGCCCAAUUACAAACCCUCAACUCAGCUCAAACACGAACAUGAGUACAAGAAUUUAGUGUCAAUUUUGCAAUUUUAUCAACUAUGGUGCCAUGGUAUGUUCCCCAAAGCAAACUUUAAAGAUUGCGCUUAUCUUAUCAGAUCUUUGGGUCACAAAUCCUCGCAGCUUCGUUUGUAUAGACGAGAGUUGAUUGAAAAGCAAAUUUACAAGCUAAAGGUAGCUAAAGGGAUUAUCGAUGAAAAUGAAAACGGUCAUCAAAUUAGCAAAGAAACACUGGCGGAGGAUAACAAUGCUUUACGUAUGGAAGAAGAUGGCGGUGUACUUGAACUUAGGCCCACAGCUGUAACUGCAGAUAACGACGAUGACGAUGUCGAGUGGGAUUUUAUGCGAGUUGGUACAACGACCAACGGUGAAAUACAAGGCAGGACAGAAACAACGGAGAUUGCAAAGAGUACAGCAGAUGACGCUUGGGAUGACUUGGAGGAUGACGACGUAGACGCAAUUUUUGAAAAAUCAACCAGAGCUGCUCCCAAGAUCUCAAACAAUGAAGAAUAUCAGUUUGAAGAAAACGAAGAAGAAGAAGAAGAUGAGGAACUUGCAAUGGAAUUAAUGCGACAAGUGGAUCCAUGA
Molecule: messenger RNA, 876 nt
Organism: Lodderomyces parapsilosis
Lineage: Eukaryota; Fungi; Ascomycota; Pichiomycetes; Serinales; Debaryomycetaceae
Gene: CSM3
Product: Csm3p
Exons: 1
Coding region: 1-876 (291 amino acids)
Biological process (GO): DNA replication checkpoint signaling; DNA damage response; replication fork arrest
Cellular component (GO): nucleus; replication fork protection complex
Molecular function (GO): DNA binding
Source: RefSeq, a predicted model, not a curated record